AUGCUGAGGGACUCCAAAUCCUAUUGGCGGACACCUGCUGCAAUGUCAAAGAAAGCGGGAUAUGGACACCAGCAAAAAGACACGUCACUAAGCCACACACAGACUCUGAGUCAAGGCGCAGCGGACAGCAGCGGCGAUACUCACCUACGGAAACUCAACGGCUCUUCUGCAGAGGUACCAAGCUACCAGAACUUGCAUCGGGAGCUGCUGCUCAGCCACAAGCGGGGCCUUGUGCUGGAGGAGAAGCCGGAGCUGAAGCGUGUGCUGGAGCAGCGGCGGCUGGAGUUGCACAGAGAGCAGGAGAUGGCUCAGCAGGGGCCUUCUGACCUGGAGACGGAGCUCCGCAAGAGACAGCAGAAGCUACGAGAGUACGAGCAAGAGGAGAUCAGGCAGAGGGAGAAUCAGCAGAAGAUACCCGAGUUUGUUCGUGUGAAGGACAACCUAAGACGCACGCAGAUGUUCGAGCAGUGA
Nerophis lumbriciformis (worm pipefish) is the source of this 471-nucleotide messenger RNA. Lineage: Eukaryota; Metazoa; Chordata; Actinopteri; Syngnathiformes; Syngnathidae. The record is from RefSeq and is a predicted model, not a curated record.